This is a messenger RNA of Vicugna pacos (alpaca), 3937 nucleotides long. The record is from RefSeq and is a predicted model, not a curated record. NCBI's taxonomy places the organism in Eukaryota, Metazoa, Chordata, Mammalia, Artiodactyla, Camelidae.
UGUACCAAUUCAAAAAAAUCCUCAUUUUAUUUUAUAUAUAUAUAAAAUAUAUAUCUCUCUCCAAGUUCUAUAAUGGAUGCUUGUUUUGUGAUUCUUAGAAUCUUACAAAUAGUGCUGGCAAUAUCUAUACAUAUAUGUCAUAUAUUUUUGUGUGCAUAUGGAAGUAUAUACAAAGGAAAGAAAACAAUCCAACUUUACUGUUUCUCUCCCCUCUCUGUGGCUGUGAGUGCUCUUGAGACAAGAACUAGAAGAUCCACACAAAGAUGGUGUGCUGAUGUUGGCCUAGAGUUAAGGUGAAAAGAAGGGAAUAACCUUUUAUUCAGCUCCACAGUGUACCAGGCAUCAAUCUGGGCACUUUAAGUUGUCUUAUUGAAUCUGCAUAAGUUGUGGGGAAUCGGUAUUAUCGUCCCAUUGUAUGGAUAAGGAAACAGGCUCUGAGAGGUUAAAUAAUUUGUCAAAGGACACAGGACUGGAGCCCAGGUCUGUCUGGGCUGGUUCUCUUUUCACUACAUUACCACAAGUGAUGGUAGGAACAGGUUGAAACUGGGAGAUGAGGCUGGAGAAACCUUGGGCAGCACACAUCAGAAACUAGACUGACACAUCUGUUUAUUGUAGUUGUAUUUUUCCUGCUUUCCAGAAAUGUCACAUGCUGUUAAUGGGUUUGAUCGCCUGAGAGAUGUAAAUGCAAACUGUGGUGAAAUGAGUGGCUUUAAAGCAGAUUCUGUAUUCAUUCACAUUAAAACAGAGGUGAUCUGUAAACCUUGUUUUUUUCCCCACCAUGAUGACUCUCUUUUAACUAGGCUGAGACCCACAGACCUCCAAAGUGCAUCUCCAGUGGCAGAAUCUCAGCAAAGUUGAACUGGAAGGACCAUUCCUCCAAAAAUAUGCAUCACACAUGUGAGAGGAUUUUUUUAUAAUAGUAACUCUGAGGUCUGGGGCUGACAAGAUGGGUUUAGAAAAUCUUUUGCCUCCUCAACAGUUCUGGCUCAUUUUCAGUGGGCUUUCUCUGCUCUCUUUGACAGAGAUGUAUGGGUUCAGUAAAUGCAUACAGUAUGAAAUGGACAUUCACCAUAUGUUCUGCAUUCGGAAGAAGAUCAUUAACUUAACAGACGCCAUUCGUGACAUCCCUGGAUACACUACCCACCUCAACCUGACACAGAUCCAAAUUCAGGUCCUUCCUCCAUAUGGCUUCACUAAUUUGUCUGCUCUGGUGGACUUGCGAUUGGAGCGGAAUUCCAUUUGGAAGAUUGAUGAGAGGGCCUUUUGGGGACUUGAAAACAUGACCCUUUUGAAUUUAGUAGAAAAUAAGAUUCAAAGUGUGAACAACUCAUUUGAAGGCCUGUCCAACUUGGAAACUUUGCUCCUGAGUCAUAAUCAAAUUACCCCUAUUCACAAAAAUGCCUUUGACCCUCUUGUCAAAUUGAAAUAUUUAAACUUAUCUCGAAACUUUAUUACUGAUUUUUCUAAUAUUCUGGAAGCAAUCCAACAUCUUCUGCACCUGGAAUGUCUUGAUCUUACUAACAACAGCAUCAUGUCCUUGGAUCACAGCCCCAGGUCAUUGGUCUCCCUGACCCAGAUGAGCCUGCAAGGGAACAAGCUAAUGGAAUUAAAUUUCUCUGCUUUGUCACUACCUAAUCUGACCACUCUGGAUGUCUCUCAUAUUAGCUUCGGAGUCAUACAGAAUGUGGAUCUGGAAACUAUGCCCCAACUGAGAAGCUUGAAUCUGAGUGGAACAUUGGUGAAACUGGAGAUGCUCUCAGCCAACCACCUACAGAAUCUAAGGGAAAUAGACCUUAUUACAGAAGUUUGACGUAGUCACUUAAACCUCAACACACUAUGUCGUCUCCUCCAAAAUUUACCCAUACUAGAGGCUUUGGUUUUUUGGAAAAAUGCCAUUGAUGCCAGGGGCAUACAGCACCUUGCCAACUGUACCAGGCUUUUGUCCCUUGACCUGAGCCAUAACUAUGAUCUGGUUCACCUCAAUGACAGUGAAUUUGAUGCUAUGCCCAGCCUCCAAAGGCUGAAUCUAAACAAGUGUCAACUUUCCUUUGUCAUUAACAGGACCUGGAGUACCCUCCAGAACUUGAGAGCCCUAGAUCUGAGCCACAAUAAGUUUAAAAGCUUUCCAGAUUUUGCAUUUUCACCCCUGAGGUAUCUACAAUCUCUCUUUCUCUCUAGAAAUCCCAUUACAGAACUCAAUAGGAUGGCCUUCUAUGGGCUGUAUUCAUUGAAGAAAUUCAACUUGGCUGGGUGCUGGAUAGUAAAAAUUGACAGAUACUUCUUUGCUCAAUUUCCAAAUUUAGAGAGUUUAGACCUUGGGUACAACAAUAUUUGGACUCUGAAUUGCAGAACCUUUGAGGGUCUGAAGAAACUCCAAGUUCUCACUCUCUCCCAGAACUGCUUGAAAAACAUAGCAAAAAAUGCAUUUUCUAGCCUCAGUUGCCUCUAUAAACUUGACUUGACAUACAAUGUCUUGUCAAAUUUUCAGGCAAGCCUUUUCUUGGGCCUGGAAAAUCUAGAAAUUUUGCAUCUCAGUUUUAAUAAAAUUACAUAUGAAACUACUAGGACCUUGCAAUCUCCUCCAUUUAUGAACCUCAAGUCUUUGAAACAACUCAACCUAGAAGGACAAAUACAUGGGAUUCAGGUUGUUCCAACCAACUUCUUCCAAGGGCUGAAUGGCCUGCAGGAGCUACUCCUAGGGAAAAAUCCCAUGGUAUUCGUAGACUACCGUCAAUUUGACUCCCUGAUUAAUCUCACAAAGUUGGAUAUCUCAGAAACAAAAUCUGGAGACCGAAGCCUCAGUUUAAGUAUUUACUUAUUCCAAAACCUCAAAAGACUAAAAGUGUUGCGCCUGGAAAACAACAACUUAGAGUCCCUGACUCCUGGCAUGUUCUCUGGCUUAGAAAGCCUUCAGGUCCUCUCUUUAAGAUUCAACAACCUAAGAGUAAUUAAUCAAAGUCAUCUGGAGAAUCUGAAGUCUCUGAAGUACUUUGAUCUUUAUGGAAACAAACUUCAGUGCAGCUGUGACAAUGAAUGUUUCAAGAAUUGGUCCAUAAACACAGCAAAGGUCUAUAUCCCCUACCUCUGUAGCUACCUCUGUCAGCAGGGAAAUAUCCAGAGUUUACUGAUAGAUUUCAAUGAUUCUACGUGUAAUUUUGACCUGGGAAAGGUUUACUUCUUCUGUUCCUUCAGUCUGGUCCUCACAACCAUGGUCUCCUCUUGGUUUAUCGCCAAGAUGACUUCAUUGCUAUGGUAUAGGCUGUACAUAUUUUGAGCCUGGUAUCAGGCCAAGUGGCAUAGGACAGAGAAGGAGUUCAUCUAUGAUGCCUUUGUCUCUUUCACUGCCACUGAUGAGCAGUGGGUAUAUGAAGAGCUUGUUCCAGCCCCGGAAGAAAGAGGUCAGCCUACCUUCUAGCUCUGUCUUCACCACCGGGAUUUUGAACCAGGCAUGGACAUUUUUGAGAACAUCCAGAAUGCCAUCAACACAAGCUGGAAAACAUUGUGUAUGGUCAGUAACCACUACCUGCACAGUGAAUGGUGCCAGCUUGAAGUACAGCUAGCCAGCAUCAAGAUAUUCUAUGAGCACGAGGAUGUCCUCAUCUUGAUCUUCCUGGAAGAGAUCCCAAACUAUAAGUUAUCCAGCUACCACCAACUCAGGAAACUUGUCAACAGGCAGACAUUUAUCACCUGGCCAGAGAAUGUCCAUGAGAGGCCACUCUUCUGGGCUCGUAUUAGAAAUGCAUUGGGCAACAAAUCUGUGGAGAAAGACAAUGCACAGCUAACUGUGGCUGAUUGACUGGAAGUCUUUGUGACAUCAAAUCCAGUGUUACCCAAGGUGUGGAAAGGCUAAGAGUGUGACUGAAUGUACCUGCUCUGCAGGCAAGAGGCUGCUCAUGACCAUUACAUGGUUAAUGUCCAUCAGGCAACUGGAAGGGUG